Molecule: messenger RNA, 367 nt
Organism: Hymenoscyphus albidus
Lineage: Eukaryota; Fungi; Ascomycota; Leotiomycetes; Helotiales; Helotiaceae
Source: the annotation of a GenBank genome assembly
AUGCGAUUGUAUGAAUGGGGACCAGAAGAGGGCAAAAAAGUGCUCUUCGUUCACGGGUUGAGUACCCCUGCACCAGCUCUUGGAACUGUUGCCGAUACCUUAACAAAACGAGGUUGCUGCGUGAUGAUCCUAGGUAAGUGGGUUAUCUCUCACACGUUGCCUAUUAUUUUAUCACUUAGGAGUACUUACAUAUUACCCAGAUCUUUGGGGUAGAGGGUAUUCAGAUGCCUCUUCGGAUUUAAAGCAUGACUCGCGCCUAUACGCAACGCAAAUUCUGCUUGCCAUUUCCACUUCUCCAACUUCAUGGACAGGCUCAACUCUGGUGGCUUUUCUUUGGUUGGGUACUCUAUGGGUGGUGGAGUGGUAG